AUAUGAUCGAUAUUGCCACAAACGUUCAUGAAUAACUUUUAUUCUAAACGCACAGCAUAGAUGUAAAUAUUAAAUUUCCAGUCUGUAAAGUGUUGAAUAUUUUAAAUGUGGUUGCGUCAAAUUACCGUAAGAGCCGGAUGUGAUGUGGCUGCCAGACAGCAAGCCAAAGAUAAACACGUAUACUGAAGAACAGGGGCGACAAUUCUAAAUAUCACAGUAAGGCAGCUUCAAAGUCUCCAAAUGAAGUGACUAACGGGGAUAUAGACGUCUUAAAACCUGAGGAAAUACUUCUUUAACAGCCUUCCGUAUCGCUUUGGUGACGCCCUCCCGCUUCUCUGUCAGAAGCCACGCUGGAGUCCAACAUGGUGCGGGCAGCAUUGGUGACCGUCACCAGCCUGGCGUUGACCGCCGGUGUGGUGGCUCACGCCUACCUCCUCAAACACCAGUUUUACCCUACAGUAGUCUACCUCACCAAGAGUAGCCCCAGCAUGGCGGUGCUGUACAUUCAAGCCUUUGUAUUGGUGUUUCUUCUGGGAAAGUUCAUGAGGAAGGUGUUUUUUGGACAGCUGAGGGCUGCAGAAAUGGAGCAUGUCAUUGAGCGUUCUUGGUACGCAGUGACUGAGACGUGUCUGGCUUUUACCGUAUUCAGGGAUGAUUUUUCCCCUCGUUUUGUUGCCCUCUUCACACUUCUGCUCUUCCUUAAGUGCUUCCACUGGUUGGCCGAGGACCGGGUGGACUUCAUGGAAAGGAGUCCAAACAUAUCUUGGGUUUUCCACUUCAGAGUGUUAUCUCUGAUAGGGCUGCUGGGAGUCUUGGAUUUUCUCUUUGUUAACCACGCCUGUCAAAGCAUCAUCACCCGUGGAGCCUCAGUCCAGCUAGUUUUUGGCUUUGAGUACGCCAUCUUGUUGACCAUGGUGUUGACAACGUUUAUUAAGUACGGCCUGCACACUGCUGACCUGCAGAGUGAAAAUCCCUGGGACAACAAAGCUGUGUAUAUGCUCUAUACGGAGCUCUUUACAGGUUUCAUCAAAGUGCUCCUGUACAUUGCUUUUUUGACAAUUAUGAUAAAAGUGCACACCUUCCCCCUUUUUGCCAUACGGCCCAUGUAUCUGGCUAUGAGACAGUUUAAGAAAGCUGUAACAGACGCCAUCAUGUCUCGGAGAGCCAUCCGUAACAUGAACACCCUCUACCCUGAUGCUACUCCCGAAGACCUCCAGUCCUCUGACAAUGUUUGCAUCAUUUGUCGGGAGGAAAUGGUCACAGGAGCCAAGAAGCUACCGUGUAAUCACAUUUUCCACUCCAGCUGCUUGCGUUCCUGGUUCCAGAGACAGCAGACCUGUCCAACCUGUCGCAUGGACGUUCUGCGGGCCUCUAUUAAUAACCAGAACGCUGCCCCUGCCCAGGCUCCACCCCCUGCUCCGGUACCUAAUGCUGCUGCCGCUGCCCCACCAGCUAAUGUUGCUCCCGGCAUGUUGCCUGGCUUCCCUCCUGGCCUCUUCCCCUUCUGGGGUCCGUUCCCUCCAGUGCCUCCACCCGCAGCUCAUGGCGCUGCAGACGCUCCACAGAGCAGCGGCGUGACGACACAGGCUGCUGGUACCAGCCAGUCCACAUCAUCUGGUGCGGACGCAGCUUCAACAGCUGCUGCUCCUCCGGGCUCCGCAAUGCCGGGAUUCCCCUUCUCCAUUCCUCCACCCUUCCCCAGUGCACCGUGGCUGCCCAUGCCGCCACCGCCGCCUCCUUUUAUGUCAUCAAUGCCUCCUCCUCCUCCAUCUUUAACGCGCCUGUCGGAGGAGGAGCUGAGAGAGCUGGAGGCGGAAGGUCGACGGGGUCUGGAGGCCAGAAUGCAGUGUCUGCAAAACAUCCACACCCUGCUGGACGCCGCCAUGCUAAACAUCCACCAUUACCUGAGCACUGUCGCCACUCUCACUCCUCCCAGGGCAGACAGCAGCGCCGCUGGUACCAGCGCAGACCCAGCGAGCCAAGACGAGAGCUCCAACCCCAGCUUGAGCGCAGCCGCAGUCCAGACGGACGACUCGGAAGCCGGCGUCGCCACCUCCGAUGGAGACAAACCAGGUAAAACUGACGAAAGAUCAGAGGAUGAAGAUGGCGAACCCAACGCUGCUGAGCUGAGGCGCCGGCGUCUUCGGAAACUGGAAACGGCGUCGCCUGCAGACGAUUGAUGGAGUAGAUGGAGGAAAAUGCAAUGACAGGAAGGAACUUUGAACACGGAUGACUCGAUGCUUUCUUCGCCCCUUUUUUUCAAGCCUCUCACCUUCCACAGGAUCCACUUAGAGAUCACGUCAAGUCAAACAGGAUCUUUUUCGCUAAUGUCUGACUUAGUUUGUUUUCUUUGGCCACACAAACGAAUCCUGCAGAUGUUCGAGAAGGAUUAGCAUAAAACUGUUUCAUUCAGGUCAUCAUUUAUUUUUUAUCCGCUAGCUUGACUAAGACGCUGCACUCCUCUUCUCACAUCAACACAAAUUUCAUUUUUCAUCCUGCUUUUUUCAACAUUGCAAGUGCUGCAACAUACACAUUUUUUUCUGUGUACAUACUGUAUAGAGACUUUUAAUAGGCUGAUCUGUACAUAAAAAGAAUAAACCGUGUGAAUGA
Entelurus aequoreus (snake pipefish) is the source of this 2610-nucleotide messenger RNA. RefSeq names its product synovial apoptosis inhibitor 1, synoviolin (gene syvn1). Bases 363 to 2180 code for a protein of 605 amino acids. The transcript has 16 exons. Gene Ontology annotation, cellular component: cytoplasm. The record is from RefSeq and is a predicted model, not a curated record. NCBI's taxonomy places the organism in Eukaryota, Metazoa, Chordata, Actinopteri, Syngnathiformes, Syngnathidae.